This is a messenger RNA of Linum tenue, 2723 nucleotides long. Lineage: Eukaryota; Viridiplantae; Streptophyta; Magnoliopsida; Malpighiales; Linaceae. The record is from the annotation of a GenBank genome assembly.
AAAAAAAAAAAAAAAAAAUCCCCCUCCACAACCGAGCUUCAUCCCUGUGCGAGAUGAAAAAUUGGGAAAAAUGACAAGGGAGCACGGGCUCUCCUUCAUUCCUCUGCUUCCAAUGCGCCCUCCCGCAUUAAUCGACGACCGCCCGCUGCCGAUUUCUUUAGUGGUUCGCCCUGCCUGCCAACCUCAGCGGUCGCAACCCCUUUCUCUCCAUGCUCUCUCGGCCGCGCCAACCAGCCGCACCGCCGCCUGUUAGUUUGGUGGCUCGUCCCGCAGGCAAUCAUCAGCAGUCACCGCCAGGAGCCAUUGCCACCAAGUCCCUCCUCCUGUCGUCGAAGAGCAGCCUCUCCCUUUCCCAGCAGGAUCGGCAAUCCAAAUCUGACGAAUUAGGUUACCUAAGGCUGGAGUAUCAGGGGUGCAUGGCAUUUAGCCCAUCCUGUCACCGUGAGAGGGAGUCAAGUACUGGAAAGACGACUUGGAGUUCUCAAGGUUGGAGAAGGCACUUACCUGGGAAAUGUUCUAAUCGGAGCUGAUCUCAACCUGGUUCUUGUUCUCUUACCCGUAUCUGGUGUUAAAGAACCUUGCUGGCCCCAACGUAGUGUCUUACAACAGUCUGAUUUCAGGAUAUGGACCAGCUGGAUAUGCUUUGUUUGUGGCAGUAUAUGCAGCAUUGGAGGUACGAAAUAUGAAGCGAAAUAUUGGUCUAUUUUCCGGGUUCAUUUGGACCGGUAAUGAGGAAAAACAGAAGUCAAAAGUUAAGGAGAAGCUUGACAAGUGCGUAAAGGAAAAGCUUAUAGAUUUUUGUGAUGUGCUCAAUAUUCAAGUAACUAAAGCCACAGUGAUAAAGGUCAGUUGUGAUUGGUAAUGUUAUUGCUUUCUUUUGGGUACCUAUAAAUUCGUUGGUUGUCUGGAAAUGUUUUCAGGUAGAACUCACUGUAAGAAUCAAGGACUUCUUGGAAUCCCCAUAUGCUACAACUGAUGUUUUGCUCGCUGAUAAGGAACAGAGAGGUAAGAAGCGAAGGUCGAUCACUGGGAAGAAUUCAAGCCCUGGUGAAGCAUCAGCUAAGUUGGAUAGUAACUGGAAACAUGGGGGGUGCGGACAAGGGAAGUGAAUCAACUAAUGGCCUCAAUGGGAAUUCUUCGAAGAAUACAAUGGAGAAUACCGAGAAGGUUGAGAAUCUGAUUAGAGAGGUUUAUGAGGGAGUGACGGUGAUGUUCAGAAAAACUGAUAGGCGUUUCGAUGACCUAGCCAAUGACUUAUUGGAUCUGACAGGGAGGAAUUAUGAGCAUUGUAAGCUUCUGAGAGAGACGACUGAAGCGGUUGAAGCGGAAGUUACAGAACUUAGGGGUACCCUGAGUGAUGAGGUUGCUGAUCUGUCUAAACAGGUUCGUUGCGUGAACAAUGCAAUCAAAAACCUGAAGACAGAUCUGCUGGAUGCAGUGAGGACCGAGGUUCAGAAGUUCAUUGAGACAAAGAAGGAACGCCAGUAUGUCGACUUGACUUUAGAAUCAGACGGGGGAAAUAGCAAACCUGUACGCCGUGCACGUGCAAGUGCUCGUUCCGUGGGUGGAAAAUUGAAGGUGCCAGCGUUUCCGGAUAUUACCAAACCCAAGAAAAAGACUACAAAAUGUAGAGCUGGGCCUUUCACAGUGGGGAUUCAUGUCAGUCCCGAGGACAGCAUGUUAGUGGAUUAUGUAUUCCGUACCGGCAAAGAGGGAGGUGAUGAGAAGAUCGCCAUGAUAAUUUGCACCUUUCUAACUAGGGAGGAUAUUUUGACCCUUGCACCUAAAUCUCCACUGAGCACGUUGAUUCUGGACACUGUUGUCGAAAAGUUGACAUGGGAAGACAGGGACAAACCAAAAAGGGAAUGCGCCUUUCUGCCCGUUACAUUUGCGGCGAAAGCUUCUGGAAAUAGAGACGACCUACGAAGCUUCAUCAGCUUAGAGCACUUGAAAACGCUAUACUGUACUGACAUUCGUGACUGCGAGGCGAUAUUCAUUCCCAUAUACAUGGGGAACCAUUUCUUGCUGUGCGUGGUAAACCUGAAGAAGCAACAGUACUGUCUUUGGGACUCGCUACCGUCAUGCAUGAAGGAGACAGAAAUUAAUCAAAAGCUGGUGGACAUUAUGGGAGCCUUGGAUGUAUUAUUUUUUGAUGACGGCGCUGCCUGGUUCCAUGACGUUAGCUCAUUUCUGGCUUUUGAGUUCAACCCAACAAAUGAUGCUCCCCGCCAACCCAAUACGUGGGAUUGUGGUAUGUUUGUGAUUAAUUGGAUGAAAUGUGGCCGCUCCUUGAACAAAAAGACAGCAAAGUGCAUGGGGAAACGGUUCAAUAGUGAGGAUGAACGUUUGAAGUUGGUGCUGGAACUGAUCGAUUGCACCCAGAAUGAGAAGACAGCCUUACUUCACAAAGCAAGAGAACUGGUCGCAUGAAUAAGCUUUACUGGAUGAAUUGAGGCGAAUGAGAUGUUUAUCAAUAUUUUGUUGUGUUUAAACAAUUGGCUUGGUUUUAUUUUUGGAGGAUUUUCUGCAUGUUGUUGGGAUUAUUAGUUCUAUUCCGUGGAUUGGAAUCUCUUGUUCAUUUCGUUAUGUUGUUGGGGAUUAGUGUUCCAAGUUAUGAGGCUUUAGUACUUUGCUUAGACGGCUGGGUUUAAGCUGAAUGAUAUUGCCCAUGGAUAUUUUAAUGCGAUUUGAUGAAACUAAAGAGCUAUCUUCUCUUCUUUUCA